GCACCGCCCUCCCUCCUCACCUCGCAACGCACACGCAGACCCAUCUCUCCUGCCCGCCCGCAGUUCCGCAGCUGCCAGCCAUGUCCAGCAAUAGCUCCGCCUCGUCUCGGUUCGCGCGGUGCAGGAGACCGCCUCUCCCCUACUCCGAGAACCCGCUGGAGUACGAGCCAGCUGUUUUUUGCAGCUGCGGCGCUAAGGCAGCCCGGCUGACGUCCUGGACAGACGCCAACCCCGGCCGGAGAUACAUGUCCUGCUCACGGGCGACGGGUUGCCCUCUCCCUCACUGGCGCUGGCUUGAUCCCAAGCCGAGCGCGUACAUGCGUGAGCUUCUUGUGGGUCUUCGCGACAGGAUCCGUGUGCUGGAGGAGGACAACGAUGUACUCAGCAGUCCCGCCUUCCGAGGCAACGUUUCUGACCAACACCAUGACCGGCGUUGGGGGUGCCGUCUAGGCGCCGCUUUGGUCUUGGUGCUGUUAUUCGCUCUAGCUGGCUUUGCCUCCCGCCUACCGGUGGUCUGAUGGCAGUUCUUGCUAUGGUUUGUCUCGCGCAUGUAGCAGUCAUUGAUACGAGUAUGGUUAUGUUGUUACUUGUGUGCCGUUGAUCUAAGAUUAUGUUAGUAGUCUUUGCUGGUAGCUUAUUGGAAGGAAAUGUUGACGUAGUCAACUCAUUGGUGUGGGUCUAUUUCAUCGCAGGCAAACAUGUGAUGCGGGCCGGCCCUUGGUCAGCAAAAAUUCAGCAAAUGUGAAUA
Molecule: messenger RNA, 748 nt
Organism: Triticum aestivum (bread wheat)
Lineage: Eukaryota; Viridiplantae; Streptophyta; Magnoliopsida; Poales; Poaceae
Exons: 2
Coding region: 81-518 (145 amino acids)
Source: RefSeq, a predicted model, not a curated record